Tupaia belangeri chinensis (Chinese tree shrew) is the source of this 1792-nucleotide messenger RNA. It is a transcript of the gene ZNF358, whose product is annotated as zinc finger protein 358. Gene Ontology annotation, cellular component: nucleus. Gene Ontology annotation, biological process: regulation of transcription by RNA polymerase II. NCBI's taxonomy places the organism in Eukaryota, Metazoa, Chordata, Mammalia, Scandentia, Tupaiidae. Gene Ontology annotation, molecular function: RNA polymerase II cis-regulatory region sequence-specific DNA binding; DNA-binding transcription factor activity, RNA polymerase II-specific. The record is from RefSeq and is a predicted model, not a curated record.
CCGUGACCGCUGUUUAUGUUCCGUAAAGAACAGCACGCCCCAGCUGCCAGCUGCGGGGGGUGUGUGUCACUCCCUCUGGGCCAUGAGUGCUGUCCUCCAGGUAAAGCUCACCCAGAACCCUCUCGGCCCUGCCCAAGUGCUCCAGAAGCCACCACCGACAGGCCCCUGAAGCCCAGCAGGGACUCGGUCUGGGACCCAAGCUUCGCAGGAGAGGAGCCCAGGAUGGAGAGAGGGGCAGAGCCAUGCAGUUGGGGACUGGAGGCGUCUAGACCCGGGUCACCUGACUGCCACCCAGAUCCUGCCCCAGAAAUGGCUGGGACUUCCAGGCCUGGGAUUCGCCGCUCGGUCCUGGUUCGGAACCCCGGCCACAGAAGCCUGAGGCCGGUUUGCAGAGAGCUUGACUCUGACUCAGAAGACAUGGACCCCCACCUGGAAGAUCCAGAGCCGCUUUCCGAAGACCCGGAGCCUGACCCAGAAGACCUCAACACUGUCUCAGAAGACGUGGACCCCAACUAUGAAGAUCUGGAACCCGUCUCUGAGGAUCUGGACCCUGAUGCCCAAACUCAGAGCUCCAUCUUGGGGAACCCUGACUCGGAUCCCCAAGAUCUCGACCCCAUGUCUUCACGUCUCGACCUCGAUCCGGACCCGGAUGUCAUCGGUCCUGUACCGCUAGUCCUCGACCCUAACAGCGACACCCUCAGCCCCGCCGCUCCAGACACGCACCCCCUUUCCCGUACCAGUGCGCCGCCUGUGGCAAAGCCUUCGGGUGGCGCUCCACGCUGCUCAAGCACCGGAGCAGCCACAGCGGCGAGAAGCCGCACCACUGCCCGGUGUGCGGCAAGGCCUUCGGGCACGGCUCGCUGCUGGCGCAGCACCUGCGCACACACGGCGGCCCGCGGCCCCACAAGUGCCCGGUGUGCGCCAAGGGCUUCGGGCAGGGCUCGGCGCUGCUGAAGCAUCUGCGCACGCACACGGGCGAGCGGCCCUACCCGUGCCCGCAGUGCGGCAAGGCCUUCGGCCAGAGCUCGGCGCUGCUGCAGCACCAGCGCACGCACACCGCCGAGCGCCCCUACCGCUGUCCGCACUGCGGCAAGGCCUUUGGCCAGAGCUCCAACCUGCAGCACCACCUCCGCAUCCACACCGGCGAGCGGCCCUACGCCUGCCCGCACUGUUCCAAGGCCUUCGGCCAGAGCUCCGCGCUGCUGCAGCACCUGCACGUGCAUUCCGGCGAGCGUCCUUACCGCUGUCAGCUCUGCGGCAAGGCCUUCGGCCAAGCCUCCAGCCUCACCAAACACAAGCGGGUGCACGAGGGGGCCGUUGCUGCUCCCCCCGCCACUGCCGCUGCCGCUGGCCUGAGCCUCGGGCCAGGCCUGGGCCCUGCCUCCAUGAAAAGGCCAGGGCAGGGCUCCCUCCUGAGCCCCGAGGCUGUCUCUGUCCUCAGCUCUAGCCGGAGCCUCAGCCCUGGCCCCAGCAUUGGCGACAGCCCUGACCCUGGCUUGGUGCUGGGAUCUGCCGCCAGCCCUGAUCCUGCCGAAUCUUCUGACCCCAAGCCUGGUCACGAUGUCUGUCCUGACCUUGUGCCCAGCCCUGACCCCAUCCCUGAGUCCCUCCCUGACCCCUGCUCCCCUGCCCGUGACACUGUCAGCCCAGCCCUCCCUACUGGUGAGAGUCCCGCAUGGGCACAGGAGCGAGGGGCACUGCUGGGGCCCGAUGGCUGAAGGAGACCGGGCAUCCAUGGGGUCUGGCGAAGUUGUGUGUUGUGUGGUUAGUAAACUCCUCCCACUGCCUCUGC